Messenger RNA from Procambarus clarkii (red swamp crayfish), 9092 nucleotides. RefSeq lists its product as uncharacterized. Gene Ontology annotation, molecular function: RNA polymerase II cis-regulatory region sequence-specific DNA binding; DNA-binding transcription activator activity, RNA polymerase II-specific. NCBI's taxonomy places the organism in Eukaryota, Metazoa, Arthropoda, Malacostraca, Decapoda, Cambaridae. Gene Ontology annotation, biological process: regulation of transcription by RNA polymerase II. The record is from RefSeq and is a predicted model, not a curated record. Gene Ontology annotation, cellular component: nucleus.
CCUUUGUGUGUAUUUUACCUCAAUAAACUUAUUUCAAUUUAAAUUUCCAUAUAGUUGGUCCUCAAGGCGCCAUUUUCUGUGGUGAGAGGCACGAGGAGUACCGUAAAGAAAGCGACCCAUACUUGUUAUCGUGGCCUCUUGUUCCGCAACCUUCUUCUUCCUCGGAGAUUUUAUGGAGAAGCCAACUGCCAGUAGACAAAACGUUAAAAACCUGCAGCUUGUCAGAUAUUCAGAAAAAAGACUGAAUUUGGAUAUUUUUAAAAUAAAUUAACAAUCAAGGACUUUUAAGAACAGAGAUGAGAAUUAAAGCUGAAGUAGAACCUUUAAGGGUGUUACAUGUUGCAUUUUGAAGAGCAAGUGUAAGAAAUUUAGAUCUUGGUCAGUCGAUUAAAAAGCCUUCAUGGUGCGGAAGCUCCUUAAGAUUUGUUUAAACAACAAUACAGUACUUAUUAUAAUAAAUAGUAUAGUACUAUAAAAGAUGAACACAUUACCGGUACAUGUAUAGUUGAUGAGUCGCAGCUUUAUCUUAAAUUGCAACAACCUCUUGCCCCCUUAAAGUACAUGGUGAGCAACUCAGAAGUCAAGCCACCCAUAAAAAGGAUGGCUAGAUCCAAAAAAAAAAUAAACUGUAAUGACUGUAGUGAGAUUUUCAGCAGAAAAACCGAUCUUCUACAACAUAAGAGAGAGGAACAUUCUGUAAGAAGGCAAAAUGUUUGCCACCUGUGUAAUAGGGCAUUUGGAUCAGAGAAGCGUCUUAAGAUGCACUCACAUUUCCACAACGUGGGAGGGGAGUAUGAAUGCUUUUAUUGUUACAAACAAUUUAAUAAAGCAUGGAAAAUGAAGAUUCAUUUGGUUAACCACAGUGGCCGUGCAUCGUACAUAUGUCAGUAUUGUGGUGAUGAUUUUCUGUAUCCUGGAAAAAUUAUAAAUCAUUUAAAACGAGCACACGAUGUCUGGUACGCGUGUAAGGAUUGCGGACAAGCAUAUCCUGGCAAUCUGAACAUUCAUAAGUAUAAGUGUAAAAUAUAUGGAUGUAAAGACUGCACACUGUCAUUUGCUAGUUGCAGUGAACUGGCCACACACGUAAAAGUUCACAUAAAUAAUGAUGAGCAACCAAUGGCUUUAUUGUCUACAACAUCUAGUAUUUUGCCUCUUACAGAUGAUUCUCAGUUAGGGAAACUCAAAGAUGAAUCACAGUUAGAUGAACCCAAUAGCGAUUCACAGUUAGAUGAACCCAAUAAUGAUUCACAGUUAGAUGAACCCAAUAACGAUUCACAAUUAGAUGGACUCAAAACUGAAUCACAAUUAGAUGAACCCAAUGAUGGUUCACAGUUGAAUAAACCCAUAAAUGAUUCUCAGUUAAAUGAGCCCAAUGACGAUUCAAAAUUAGAUGGACUCAAAGCUGAAUCACAGUUAGAUGAACCCAAAGAUGGUUCACAGUUAGAUGAACCCAAAGACUUGCAGUCUCCACAUUCUGAAAGGAAAGUUGUUAAAUUUUAUGACUGUGGUUCAUUUAAACGGCCUUUGACCAGAUCGCAAACUAAUAAAUGUCUUAAUGUUAAAUCUUCUAUUGAAUUACAAGCUAACAAAGACACAGAAAAUGAUGCACCACAAGACCUUGUAAUAGAUGAGAACGUUUCUGAUAUUCCUAUAUUGAAAAAUUUCAAGGAUAAAAUUUCAAAUAAAAUUAAAGAAGUGAUUGCAGAUAAUACAGUUGAUAAGAUUGCAAAUAAAACUGAUGAUAAAAUUGUAGAUAAAGCUGGUGAUAAGAUUGCAAAUAAAGCUGAUGAUAAAAUUGGUGAUAAAAUAGCAAAUAGAAGUGAUGUGAGCAUUAUAAAAGAGUCUGAGUUACAUUUGAGAAAGAUUCCACAUCCAGUCAGUACUUCAGUAAAUGAUAAUUGCAAAGAAGUUGAUCAGUUGUCAUUUUCACCAGUUUUCUUAAAAUCAAUAAGUGAGGGUUCAUGGAGUGACUUUAAAGUUCCAGAAACAACCGUAAAUAAGAGAAAGAGAUGUGAAAAUCCUUUUAAAAAAUUGAUAUGGAGGAGACAUGAAGAAAUACACAAGUUGGCAGGAAAGAGGGAGCAGUUGUCGAACAAAAUCCAGUUGUGUUUUGAUAGUAAUGCUAAACUCAAACAAAGAAAUAAUGUCUCAUUUGAAUCAUGGUUGGUAAAUGAUGCUCUGUCCAGCAGUGAUCGUGAUUUUGUGUUUGGCAUUGAGGCCAGUGGAAGUGAAGGUGGUCAUCAGCAAGGAAACCAGCAUCAUUGUUUUAAUAAUAAACUUAUUAAAAAGGAAAAAGCUGAUAUGACAUUUGAGGACCUUUGUUUGUUUUAGUUUUAAACUGCACUAACAAUAUUUAAGUUAAACUUAAUGUGAUGCAACUAUUGCAUGCAAACUUUUAUAUUAUUGUUAAAUAGAUCCGAUUACGAUAUGAGGUAAUUGGUUAUUAUUGCCGGCUCGAGCAGAUAUUACCAUCGGUAAUUUUCUGUUUAGUUGUUGUUAAUAUAUUUCUUUGCGGAAGAUUUUGAGUUACAGUAUUUGACAUGUAAAUGAGAGGAUUCCUGAAAUAGUUAAAUGUUUAUGUUGAGUACUGUUGUUGGUUUCCUUCGUAAUAAUUGUACUGAAGCCAACGGUGUUGUUGCUAAAAGAUUUGCUGGAGUAUUGAUGAUCUAUGUCAUUAAUUUAAAUAGGCAUGUGUGCUUUGCUUGGAAUGUUUCAGUAAUUAUGACUAUAGAAGAAAUUCAAUUACCCUAAGCCACAUUCUGAAACUGAUAACCAGAUUGUUCACAAAUAUGUACACAAGUGUUAUAAUCAUUUGUGUUUGUGUGUGUAUAAGGGUGUGUUAGUUACAAUCUUUGUCUCACUUCAUUAGUGAGAUGUUUUAGUAAGAAUUAUUGAAAGAGGUGUACAUAGUAAUAUGUUACAAGUUUGCAUGGACACGCAAAAUUGCAGAGCUUAUUAUCAAGUAGACAACAGUUUUGAUUAUUGCAGCAUCAAAAUUGUUUGCAGUUCUUUUCCAGAAAAACACUGUACAGUAUAGCCUUAUUUUAGUACCUGGAUUACGCGUCAGACUAAGCAUAAUCUCAUUUUUCAGACUUCCUGACUCAAGCUGUGUAUAUAGAGCCUACACACUAAUAUAAUAUUACUGUAAUGUCUUUGUCCUUAGAUUCAUGAACUUGUUGAGCACAUCUACAAUGUUAUCUUGAUGUAAUUGAUAGCAUCUCUGGUAGCAUUGUCAAUUUAUUAUGUUCUUUGACUCUAUUGUAUAGUACUUUUUCUUGACAUUUAAGUUAAAUGUUUAAUAUUAGUGACUAUCUUGAAGUGAAUCUACUAUGUAUAGUAAUAAUUAAUGUCUUUCAUAUCUGUUAAUCUUCAUUGCUGACAAAAGCAAGUUUCUAAGGCUUGUAAUUGACAAUGUUACAGAUUGUGUUAAUCUAUAUUUAUUAUUUAAGUCAUAUAUGGAGGCAUUUAACCAGUAUUCUAGUCUAUAAUGUUGAAGAUACAUGACUAAUAACAUCGCUAUUAGGCCAUCUUUUGGUGUAUGGGAUACUGCUGCUAAAAUUGUCAUAUUUUCUGUUUAGUUGUCAUUAAUGUAUUUCUUUGCGGAACAUUUUGAGUUAUUUGACGUGUAAAUGAGAGGAUUCCUGAAAUAGUUAAAUGUUUAUGUUGAGUACUGGUGUUGGUUUCCUUCAUAAUAAUUGUACUGAAACCAACUGUAUAUUGUUAACAGUGUCACAUUGUCCACACAGUUAGUGACAUUAAUGAGACCUUUGGUGUAAAUUCACAUUGUUAUAAAUAUUUAGAGUAAAUGCAAAGAAAAUUUUGUUUGUAUACUAUAAUGUUGGUUCUCAUCUCCUUGAGUAAGUUGAAGAAUGCUGUAACAUGAACUGUAUAGCAAAAGGAGUAAAGAACUAUAAGUCCAUUAGUAGUGUACUAGUUAUGUAAAUAGUGCACUUAAAGAGAGGCCACAAUGAAUCAGAUGGCAGUUAACACAAUUAUGUUCUCAUCCAUUAUUCAGAACCUUGCUACAAUGGCUUUAAAGUAAUGAUGUAAUGUUAGCAUUGCAGGGUAGUAAUUAAUUGAAUGUGCUUACUGCAGGUCUUUGAAAGAGCCUUGUUUUGUAAAAGAUCUGCAGUUACAUGCUAUAAGGCUUGCCAGGCUUGAGAGGUAAAUAUUAUCUUUGAGAGUGGGGUGGUGUUUGUGUGUUUUAGGUGAAUGCACAUACGAGAGCUUUAAUAAGCAUACAAACUCAAAAAACAUGUUUAUUUCAACCAAGAUUAAGCUUACAUCCUUCAUGUUAUCUCUGUAAAAAUUCAUACAGAUUACAGUCUGAUUGAAUUUUUUUCUGGAAGGAACCCUUUUUUUCGCUCCUUGAAGCUAUCUUGCUGAAAUGGCUUCUCAUUACAUGGUCACAUCAGUCGCAGGAGUCCUGUUAGGCCUACCGAGGACCAGAGCCUGAACCUGUCCGCCUCCGCCUCACAGAGGUGCAGUGAGCUGGGGAUAUAUUUUCAUCACCCACACCAGGAAAGCAUCAGAAAGUCACCUAAGCUUUACAGACAACUUCAAGGUUCAUAAAAAAUAAAACACCAAAAUGGUCAAAUGACUCCAUAGAACUAUUCAGGCAAACACAAGCCAUCCACUAACUAGCGUAAGCCCAUUAGUACAGAUAGCCACCACCGGGCGACCCGGAACCCCGGUCCACAACUGACUCCAAGGCCAGUCUUUUCGCUGAUGUUCUGGUGUAAACAUCAUGUAGUGGGGACUUCCUGGGUCUUCAUCAGUUGCACAAGUCCCACUGCUUCUUAAGCUAAGUGCCGACCAUUCUUUGAACUUUGUUAUGUCUGGGCCAUUUGCUUGUGUUUUCACACUUUAGCAUUAGUAUUUGCUUCAAGUGCAUGUAUUCUUUCCGGCUUGAUUGAGUGAACUUUGUACAUUUUAUGCUUCAAGCUGUUUGAGCUCAAGAUUCCCUUCCCUGGGUGCUCAUUUAGCACUGUCCCUGCACUGUCAGAGUUACUUCUCUGGUGUGUUUGGGAGUUUGCCUCUUCAAGGCCUGACCACUGGGGUGUGUAUGAGUACAGUAUUGACUCUUCUGCUUAGGCCUUAGACUAGGAGCAUUCUGGUUGGUUGUAAGUGGAGUGCACAAGGAUUCACACACGCUUCAUUUAUAUGGCAAACCGCAGAUGCCUUUCGUAGCUGCGUUGUUCACAGACUACGUUUAGUGUCUGUUCUUUUGGCAAGCAUCCUCAACCCGUUGAGGCCACACUCACUACACGUGAGCUUGUUAGGUGCUCAUCAGUCAGUUCGCUGGCUGGUGAUCAUUCUCUCUGCCUCCACCAUGCCUGCUGGGUCAGUGACAUCUACAAUCUGGGGUUGUAUGUCGUAAGCGCAUGUGGCAUCACCAUUCUCUCGCCAUCCUUCUUGUUACCAAGCUUGCCAGCCAGCUGCCACUUCACAGGUGGGUUUAUCUGUGUAUGUUAUUUCAUGGCUUUGUGUUCAGUUGGAUGCCCGGAGUUGGCCCCUGGGUUGUUUCAAGGUGUAGAUGUGCUCUACCCACUGUGCUCUGUCCCCACUGCCUCCCCUCUGAUUGUGCUUUGUUCUGCUUUCUUUUUUUCCCUGCUUCUGGCUCUUGUUGUUCUGUGGUUUCAGAGUCAAGGUAGGGUUUGCUUGGGGUUUUGUCUGGCUUUCUCUUGAAGGAUGGUCUCAUCCAAUUUAACAGUGGAGGGAGUUUAGCUGUCUCUUCUCGUCGGGGAUGUAGAGCUAUUCCUUCACGACCACUUUCACAGUGGUUUGUAGUUAGUGGAUUACUUGCCUUUGCCUGAAAACUUUGUGGAGUCAGUUGGCCAUUUUUGUGCUUUACUUUCUAUGAACCUUGUAAGUGUCUGUAAAGCUUCGCUGACAUUCUGGAUGCUUUCCCAUUGUGGGUGAGGAUAAUACAUCACAAGUUUUCUGCACCUCAGAUGGGGCCUGGUUUAAGCUCUGAUCCCUAUAGGCUUAACAGGACUCCUCCAACUGAUGUGACCCAGUAGUGGGGAGCCAUCUCGGUGAGAUAGCUUGAGGGAGCCAUCAGGGUUCUACCAGAAAGAAGUAUUUCAUUACAUUCAAUGCUGAUUUUUUUUUUUUUUUUUAGGUGCAAAAUAGUGAAAAUUCAUGCAGUUAAAUAUUUGUGGAAGAUGUAUUCAGGGUGAUUGUUAAAGUUGGUGCCCUAUUACCAAAUGCAUACUAGAGAGUUUUGUGAAGUAAAAUUUUUUAGGAGUACUGUAUCUAAAUUACUCCAAACAUAUAUUCAUUUCCUUAUAAAAUUUUAAGUUUUAGAAUAAUCAUAAAUUUUGCUCUCCCACUGGUCCUUUGAGUCAGAUGUCCCUCGAUAAUCUGUUCAGGGAGUCUUCUCCUUUUGACAUCACUCGUCUCAGGUCUGCCCUCAUAUUGGCAUCGUGAAUGAUAUGUAAGUUCCUUUGAAUAUUUUGUGACACACAUGGUGCUAUACAGUACAGUAUAGUCUUCUGGGCUGGUCAUCAUCUUUUGAUAAUUACUUACUUUUGAUAAUUGCCUAACAUCAGACCAGGGCAGAACCCAUGCCAAAGAUUCAGGGAAAGUUGUGAGGAUGUGCAGGUUUGGUAAAAAGGUGGUAGAAGAAUGGAAUAUGUUGGCAAACAAUAUCAUAGAGGCAGAUGGUAUAGAUGGUGUAUUUUAUGUAGUCUUUAUAUAAAAUAAGCUUGUUGGGAAGAGGAGAGUGGUUGGAUCUGGAUGGGCAUCACCCUGAAUGAGCUAACAGGUCUACUUUGGUAAUGCCUGCUAUUUAUGUUCUUAUAUCCCUACUCACUACAGUAGCUUUUAUCUACAUUUAGAUACAUGUACAUUGAUUUUAAGAAAUAUAUUCAUCUAUGAAUACCCAAUCUUUCAUGUACUUGUUGUAAAAUGUAAUUAAUAUCUAACUUUUUUCUGUAUAAUUUGUAUAUAGUAUUUGAGCUGGCUAAUGUGUGUUGCAUUAAUGGAUUUAAAGUUUAGGUACUGUAUAUGAAAUGAGGUAAAUCAGAUGCAUAAUCUUGUCUUGUGAAAAAGCUCCAUGUCUGAUACUGCCUGUCUGGUUGCAGCUAUUUUAAAUGACUGAUCGUUUGGCAUGCAGCUGAUGUUCUACCCCAGAACCUUUUCUUCUACUGUCUGGCCCCAUUUUUAUGUUCACUACUUGGUUUCUGACGUGAGAAAUGUUGGCCUCCCCUGCUGAGGCACCAUUGAGAGUUAGCUUGGGGAGCUACUAAACUGCCCAUCCUAAAAAUCAAGCAUUUGGGUACGGGUGACUCAUGAGUGAGGGUUUAAAUGGCGGGGAUUCAGAGUGACUCGGGUUUCCACCUGUCAGAAGUCAGGCAAAACAUUGUGGAAGUGUUUACAUCACAGCAAUAAUUGUUUGUCUAAUUAGCUAUGAAUACCUAAUUUUCUUUGAGCAAUUGCUUGUUUUGUUUUACCAAUACUUUCUGAUUGGGUUGAUCUCUGAUCCUGAAGCCCCCCCUCCCCACCUCACCUUGUAGAGAGAGAAAGCCAGAUUCCAGUCCUAGCUGCCAGCUAGCAGAGGUGAGCCUCAGAGGCCUUUUGCUUUGACAUACAGUAUUGUAACUAAAAACAAAAAUCUUUCACAGUUCAGAUUAGAGGUAUUCUAAUAUGACAACUUUUUCACUAGCUGUGAGGUAUUUUCCCAAAUUGUCCAACUAAGUUGAAGCUUCCUUCACAAUAUGGUGUGCCUUUCUGUGCAGGCAUACCAUGUCAGUGCUCAGUGACCUACGUGUUCAAGUGAUGCUGUACAAUUAUUUAUUUCAAUGCAUACUUUGAUAUAUUUCUGUAGUGACUUGCUUACCUCAUACAUCUUUAUAACUUUUUUUUCAGUUUUCUAAUUUGAUAAGGUGGACUGCAUAAAGAGGUCAUGUGCUGCUUACUUAUCCAAAAUACCCUCUAACAAUGAUAGUACAUACAGUAUACUGUAACGACUUAUGUGUUAUACGUACAAAAUACAGUAUGAACUGUGGUGCCCCCAAAAUAAUGUUUGUAUUACUGUACUGUAUUGGGUUUGUAGAGAGCUCAAGACAUAAUAUCUUCUAGGCCCUGUAGUGUCCAAACAUGUACUACAUGCAACGUAAGAUUGCAUAUAUUAGGUACAGUGCCGCCUCGAUUAACGAGUUUAAUCUGUUCCGACACCGAGCUCGUUAUGUGGAAAACUCGUCUUGCGAAACAACAGCAAAACUGUCAUCGGAGGUGUCCGAGAACCAGCGGGAAUGCUCGUUUAUCGAGCGAAAGCUCGUCAGUUGAGACAUAUUUUCUGCGAGUGGCUUGCUCGUUACUCGAAAUGCUCUUAACUGGAGCCGCUCGUCACUCGAGGUUCCACUGUAUAAUAUUACGAGUGUUACACCUCGGAUUGCUUAUGUUAUGUCUAGGAGAGGUUACGUUAGGGUGUUGCCCUUUUUAUUUACCUCUAAUAUAUCAAAAGUAAAGUACCCGUAAUACAGUAGUAAAAUUUGAUACCUAUAUAUACAGUCCUCCAGAUACAGUACAGUACGGGGUACUAUCAUUUUUGGAGGAUGAUUAAACUUGUCAGUGCCUGGUUAGCCUAGCUUUACAAUCAUGUAUAUUAGAGUGAUGAAAAUUCUCUCAUGCAAACUACUUAUACUGUACAGUGCUAUUUUUAAAUUUAGCUUUAAUCCAAACAUUUCCAUUUCAUUGGAAAACAAUAUUUUGAUUUUGACUUGUGGUUUCCCAGUGUGAAUGGCAGAAAGUCUGUUAGGUUUAUCAUGGUCCUCCUUGGUAAAUGACUGAACUUCCCCAAGAUUCAAACCACAACAGUUGCCUAACUCCCAGAUACUGUAUCUACUUAUUGCUGGUUAAACAAAGGCAUCAGGCAUAAGGAAGCGUGCCCAUAUGUCUUGUCCUGUCCAGGUAACGAAACCAGGUUCAGUCGUACAUGAGCCAAAUAUGCUAACCACUCCACGGCAGCUCACCCCCUUUCAUUUCCUGAAGCCUGACCAAUAUUAUACUCUGGACAGUUUUCUCUGUGAAAUGCGAGAACCUUACCAUUUCUGUGGGAAGCCCCUUGGCUCUCUGGAGCUAUCCGG